Colletotrichum lupini is the source of this 2013-nucleotide messenger RNA. RefSeq lists its product as uncharacterized. The transcript has 5 exons. Lineage: Eukaryota; Fungi; Ascomycota; Sordariomycetes; Glomerellales; Glomerellaceae. The record is from RefSeq and is a predicted model, not a curated record. Bases 1 to 2013 code for a protein of 670 amino acids.
AUGAAGCAGAUUUUGAAGUCUUCUCGGCUUAGUACUGUUCUCAUGACGGGCGACGUCGAUGCAGAUGCCGCUGCCAUUCUCGCGGCCACACCUUGUGGUGGAGGGGCGGACGUUUUCAACGAUUGGUCUCCCGGCGGCGUCACCGUCGCUCCCUUUCUUCCAUCGGCCAUUCGCGCGCUCAAAUCAGGCGGGCGGAUCGUAGUUAGCGGUGGAGCUUACGGCUUCUUGGAGGUUCCGUACAUUUCAAUGGUGUUCAACAGAUUCUUUACGGUGUUUAGCAUCACCUUCAGAUCACCUCUCCGCACUCUCUUCACCCGCAAGUCCCCUCCCCCUCUUCAAGCCACUCCCCUCUCCUAUACCCCCCUCAAACAAAAUGAAAUACGCCUCGUCAACCUUCAAGCGGGGCCUCCUUCAACCCCAGUAACCCUCACAACCGAAACAACACCCCUCUCAUCAGCAGGAUACACAGCCCUCUCCUACGUCUGGGGCAGUCCCUCUGACACCCUCGCCAUCUACGUCGACAACCACGUCUUCCAAGCCACAAGAAACCUCCACUCCGCCCUUCAGCACAUCCGCCUCUUCCUGAAGCCAUCGCAGGUUAUCCCGCUAUGGAUCGAUGCUAUAUCGAUAAACCAGGCAGAUACCACAGAACGAAGCCAACAAGUCUCGCAAAUGAGGGAGAUUUAUACUUCAGCAGACCUAGUCUUGACUUGGCUCGGUCCGGAUCUCGCCCCGGGGCUGACGUACCUCCGCGAACUAGGCGACCACGCGCUCGCCGUCUCUCAAAACAGUAAAGGACCGCCGAAACUUCUUCCCAGCCACGUUAAGGACCGGUAUACAACAAUACGUGAGACUGUCAGAGUCUUUCAGUCAACCUACUGGAACCGAGUCUGGACGGUGCAGGAGCAUACCGCUCCCACUGACUUCGGGGUCUUCCUCUCCGGCACGGCAUGGGUAGAUCGUACUGCCUUCCUGCCCGCCACGAUCCUCUAUACGCAAGCAUUGAACUGGCUCAGGGAUGACUUGCGGAGACGGGGCGCGGAUGCCUCGUUUGUGGAUGCCACGCUCGCGAGGGUGAAGAAAGUUGUUCAUGAUCUCAAGAUGAGCUAUGCGCGGAUGGCGGCUUCUAACGAAAGUGACGGAUCGUCCGGCGGGAUGAAAGCCGCUUUUGCGUCUGAGAAGAUCCAUCAGGCAACGGACCCGCGAGAUCGCAUCUAUGCGCCGCUGAACCUCCUCGAUGGCAGUUCUCAUGAGGAACCUAUCAUUCCUGUUGACUACUCCCUCACUGUUCAACAACUCUACACCUCCGUCGCCAAUUAUCUCUUAAAAGAUGGAGAGUACUGGCCUCUAAGCAUCCUCGAGAUCUGCCGCUUCGGGUCAUCAGACCUACCCUCUUGGGUGCCAGACUGGCAGGUCCUCCCAAGAAAAGUUCUUUCGCGAGACGUCACUACAGGAGAGCAAGUUGUCUGUGCGAGUAAGGGGUACCCCGUUGACACAAGACCUUGGAGAGUGCUGGACGAGACUCGGUUGCAGAUUACAGCUGUGCAGGUUGAUGUCGUGAUACAAGCAUGGGAGGCUUUUGACGCAUUGAGCGUGCCUCGAAACAAGUCUUACCCAACGUACACCCUGAAGAACCCCGGUGAAAGGUACGCGACCGGAAACAAGACUGUAUUAGAAGCCUUCCACGGACUAGCAGGAAUCGAACCGAGAUCUGAAGAUGGUGAAGAGGUGGAGAUAUAUCGCCAAGAGGAUUGGCAUCGCAACCCAGGGAUGAUGGGACGCUUCAAUCGCCGCCGUUUGAUCCGUACGGAGAGCGGUCUUGUCGGCCUGGCUCCGGCUGAGGCCGUCCAAGGCGAUAAAGUCUGGCUGGUUCCUGGAGCGAACAUGUUCUACAUUCUCAGACCUGUAUUAGACGAUGAAAGUCACGCGCUUAUCGGUGAGGUUUACCUCCAAGGUCUCAUGCAUGGAGAGGACCGACCCAAUAUCUACAAACUUUUCCCAUUUCCACAUUAG